This is a messenger RNA of Fusarium subglutinans, 1794 nucleotides long. RefSeq lists its product as uncharacterized. The transcript is spliced from 3 exons. The record is from RefSeq and is a predicted model, not a curated record. The coding region runs from base 1 to 1794 and encodes 597 amino acids. NCBI's taxonomy places the organism in Eukaryota, Fungi, Ascomycota, Sordariomycetes, Hypocreales, Nectriaceae.
AUGGCCUCGCAAGAAAUCGGACCCGACAGCCUCGGCCCCCAGGGUCAGGGGCUCGCUGAAACUCAUAGCACUGCCGACUAUCCGAUCGUGCAUCCUGAAACCCAUUUCGACAUCGCAUCCUUUGAUCCCAAUCACAAUGGGUCCUAUCAUUUUCGCGGCACAAAAUCUCCCAAACUUGCCGCCAACUACCUGUCAUUUGCCAGCGAGGCUGACUUCAUCUCUUAUACCAAUAGUGUCCUACCAGGUAUCGUGGGGCCUGCCAUCGAUGUGUUUGUAUCAGACAACUUUACGGAAAAGAUUCGAGAGUACGAUGGCAGUUCUUUUGCUUGUGGGCCAAAUGAUGGCAAUAAAGAACUGAACGAGCAUCUUUCAAAGCUUGACGAGUUGGUAUUCUAUGGUAAAGCAUCCUAUAGCAAAAGUGCACUUUGCGCAGGAGACAUUUUGACUUUUUACCUGCUUUACCGAAAGGGGCGCGAUUGGUUCGAUACUUUUGCUACUCUCAUCACCGAACCGAAACUGCUUCCAUCCGUGCGAGCAGGCUUCUAUGAAGAUCGGAAGGAAGUAUUUAUCCUUGCUUCUGCUUUGCAAAUUCUUCUAUUUGCCCCCGUAGAAUGGCAUCAGGGUGCAAGAUAUAAGCGUACGGACUCUUAUCCUCGUCGGUUCCCGCUUGGAUACCCCGAGCCAGGUCCGGAUGAUGUGACGGUCUGUGGGAAGUAUAGUCUCGACGAUCUGUACCGAGCAGUUGUUUUCAUGUUUUUCCUUAUCCAACAGCGGUCUGGAGAAGGCGAAGACCCUGAUGUCACCCAAACCUCUGAGGUAUGGUUAGGGUACACGACAGUCCGUUGCCAUCAUCCCUGGUAUGAAUCUACCAACCAUUCAGCGGUAGAAGCCUUUCCAUUUCAGAAGCUCCCUCGAGAAAUACAACUCCUUAUCAUCGAAGUUGCAACUUCACCCAAGGUCACACCGACAGUCGAAUGGGAGGAACUUCCCAUCUUUAAGGAUAAGAACGGCUUUUGUGCGCCGCUCCCUGUGCGCAGACUGCAGUUAUUCGAGGCCAAUUUUCAUUACUUCAAUCCUCAGGGAACCCUUGAGAGCUUCUGUAACUCAAGCGUUUCCUGCUCUCCAGGUUUGAUGCUCGACAAACUCCCGAAGCUGGAGGAGUAUUCUUUGAUAAUUCCAGCCGCAAAGCAGAGCUGGACGAUGGAUGGACUUCCGCAAAUUAGACCUCAAGAUAACAACGAAAAUCCAGCCCAUGUUGGCACCAAGUGGCAGUUCAACUUUUACCGCUACCACAGACUUGGCGAACUACACAACGAAGUACCAGAGGGAUGCUUGAUGGGUGUUCCGCCCAACUUUUGUGACGACAGCCACCUCGAUGGUACUGACCCUUCCGACCGGCCUGGGAGCAUCCCGUAUAUCGGAAAGUAUGGAUAUGAGCGAAGCCACGGCAUAGUUGGCGGGCUCUGGGCUGGAUUCAAAUACUUUCAAGAAAGUAAGGAAGCCUACUUUGCGCCCCUCUCGUGGACCGAGGUUGAGCCCCUAGUUAUGGGUAACUAUGGAGAGAAUGGGACUAGAGCCCUUUUUCACAACCAUACCCCGCAGUUUGUAUCCAAGGUCUGGGUUGUCCGACAGGGUACGGACGCUCCUAAAGGGUGGAUCAAGGUACGAGCGGUAGAUGAAUCAGAUCCCGCCUGGAGACACCAACUAUUGAAGACAUGGAACGCUGUGCGCUAUACGUUGGAAGAGAUUCAGAACUCGGGUUCGCGUGGCCCUUACACCCUCUGUCAGAGAUAG